UCAAAAAACCGUCAAACAUGGAUACCGAAUUAGUUUUGCGGAGGGCAGGUCAAAAUUUUUUGAUCUACCAAAUUUUCUACAUCAUCCUGAGUUUGGGCAUCAAAAUUUGCUCGUCGAUUCUGGGCAGAGCCCGGAUGAUCGCGAAAAUAUAAAUUUUCCGGCUUAAUCUUUCAGGAACUUAUUCAAAAUGCAAGUGGAUCCACAAACAUUUGUGACAACCCAAAAGGCUGCUUACAGAUGGCCAGUUUCAAAACCACUAACUGCCAAAAUACUUCACAUCGUCAUAGGGUCGUUAGUCCAGAAACUGGUUAAAGGUCUUACAUUGGCUGAUUAUACGAAGCUUAUGCCUGCCGUUGAUGACCCAACCCCAUCCCCGGUUAAAAGCGUGUCCACGAAGUUAGGAUACGGAUAUAGGGACCCCACAUACUUCAGGACCUCCUGCUUCCCUAGAUACAGAGUAGGAACAUGUCCCGAAGUUAAUUUCUGUCAAACUCCUGAUAAUCUGGUCACGUGGUUUGAAGAGGCAACAGGCAAAACCGAGUACCAGGAUACAAUAGGCAGGACCGGGCUGACGAUAAUUAAAAGCAAACAGCAGUACGCAGAACCUUUGCCGUCGAGUCGUAGACGCGUUGGUGAUCCGUGUCUUAGAAUUUAAAUAUGAAACAAAAAGAAAUUUGUGCAUAUUAUCUUGGGAAUAAAACAAAAACGAAUCUA
This is a messenger RNA of Agrilus planipennis (emerald ash borer), 714 nucleotides long. RefSeq lists its product as uncharacterized. The coding region runs from base 188 to 655 and encodes 155 amino acids. Lineage: Eukaryota; Metazoa; Arthropoda; Insecta; Coleoptera; Buprestidae. The record is from RefSeq and is a predicted model, not a curated record. The transcript has 5 exons.